Drosophila ananassae is the source of this 1513-nucleotide messenger RNA. RefSeq lists its product as uncharacterized. The transcript is spliced from 3 exons. Lineage: Eukaryota; Metazoa; Arthropoda; Insecta; Diptera; Drosophilidae. The record is from RefSeq and is a predicted model, not a curated record. Bases 257 to 655 code for a protein of 132 amino acids.
UCAAAUCACUAAAAAUAACUCAAGAUGCUUUGAAAAUUAUUUCAUAUUACUAUUUUAAAUUGCUCGUAAAAUACACCAUCAUACACAUUAAACACUCAUACGAAAUAAUUUUGGUCCAAUUAUAAUAAAAUUAUCGAUGUCCUUCGCAUAAACUCUUUUACUACUACUUUUUUUAGGGGAUUUUCAGGAAUUUUAACUAGAAUAUGGGUCUGAUCCUUACGCCUGCAGAUGAAACGGAUGAAUUUAUUAUUCGAGAAUGCCAUUUAAAAAAAAGUUGCGAUGUGUGAGCCUCCGGGGCGCAAGUCUGUUUUUGUGCUAUGUGAAUCUCUUCACGCAAGCCUUUGAUACUUUAUAUAUUACUUUUACGGAAUACAAAUUCUGUCUACGCAUUUAUCUAAUUUGGUACUUAUCCACCACAUGGCAUGUCAUAUCCGAGCUAAUACUCCUUUAUGCGGUAUUCGGGCUAAAUAAUCAUUUGAUGCCGCUCCAUAUGGUGACCAACUUGCUUGGAUUGAUUCUUCAGAUGAUCAACCACAUGAUGCUUGCCAGCUUGCCAAAUAUGAAUCAUGAAAUGGUUUACUAUGCCUUUUACGAAAUAUUCCUGGCCAUUGUGACCAAUGUGGUCAACCUAAGAUACUACCAUUUGGAAAAAUAGUGCACCACUAACCCAGUGGGACAAUCACCCAGCAUGGAGCCUGAUUAAAAGGUGCAAAAUUCGAAAUUUAUUAGGAGAUUGUUGCACAAUAUGGUCCGUGCAUAAAUCGUGGCCAAUUGUCACCAAAUGGCGAUUUGCAACCGAACUCAGUCGACCUGCGUUUAAUUAUCGGUCCACAGCUCCAACGCCCGGCGAGCAAUACAUGCGUGCUAAUUGACCAGGCCUGGAAGUCCAGGCUCCAAAACUAAAUCCGAAUCCGAGUACGAAUCCCUGGGUCCAGUCCAAAUGUCCAAAUGAUAACCGCGACGAUGAAAACGCAUGCUGAGCCAAAUGAAAAUUAUGUUGCAAUCGUGGCGAGCGUGCUGCCCGCUGGCUGGUCACUGAACCGAGAUACUUUGCACCAUCGAGACCGACUGCGUCCACAGGCCUUAAUUAAUUUCCUUGAUUAAUUGAAAGUGUGCUUGCUCGGCUUUCGACUUGUCUUACUUUAUUUUGUGUGUGUAUUUUUUUAGGCUUUUAUUUCAUUUACUUUAUUGCAAAAGUACUUUUUUGGCAGAGCAAAGUUGAAGGCAAUAAGAAAAAUUGUCUCGUAUUCGAUUCGGUAGUAUAUGAUGGGCGUUGCCCUUAGCCAACCCUUGGCCAUUACUCUUGGUCCGAUUCAGAUUCCUUUCCUUUCCAUCCCAUCCCAGGCAUAUUUAUUCGAUUAAGGUCGAAAAAAAUGCGAUCCCUGCUGGGCGGAAUGGUGUAAUUAAAGCGGCAGUCGGUGUAUUUGCUAAUGAAAUUAUUUAAUAUUUUAUUGAAUAAUUUGCUAUGCCCAUGUGACAGACUCAAUAAAAAGAACCAUACAUCACAGACUAA